Phoenix dactylifera (date palm) is the source of this 1668-nucleotide messenger RNA. RefSeq names its product auxin-induced protein 22D-like. The record is from RefSeq and is a predicted model, not a curated record. Gene Ontology annotation, biological process: regulation of DNA-templated transcription. Lineage: Eukaryota; Viridiplantae; Streptophyta; Magnoliopsida; Arecales; Arecaceae. Gene Ontology annotation, cellular component: nucleus.
AUUAUUAUAAGAAUGUACAAAUUCUCAUGAUAUUUUUGCUCGAACCGAUCCAACGGCGAGGAUGACUUGACCGGUUGAUCGGUCAUCUCAAACUCCAUCAAGACCAUACGAAGAUCUCAUACACCAUCUUCUACAUGCAAGAUUUUUUUUCUUGUGAGAAGUUGGGAGGGCGGCAGUGGGCCAUUUUCUAGCAGGUCAUGUGCUGCCCAAUUUACAUUGUAGAAAAGAGCUAAAGCCGCGUCGGCUCGCUCAACCACAUGGCCAUGCCAAGUGCCUGCCCCCCGAUCGGACGACCGCGGCCCGCCCGAUUUGGACCGGGGAGUCCAAAAUGUCCGGCCGGGAUUGCCCUGGCCCACAUGGGUGCGCCCCAUUCCCCCGACCGGCCCAGUUGUCCAUGCCGCCCCAGAGAAAGAGAGCCUGGACUUGGAGACAUUGGGGCCCCUCUCCAACUAUUCCUUUCCCUUUAGACUAUAAAAUACCAACCCCUUGUGGACUCUCACCACCUUUAUAUCAAACACAAACCUCUCUCUUUUCUCAUCACCCCUACAUCCUCCUUAGCUGGAAAACUAAUCAAUAACCUUAAGUUACACCCCUCCCUUUCAUACACAAAGUCACAUUUCCUGUAAGGUUAUACAGUUGGAAUCGAGCUAGAGGAAGAAGGGAAUGGAAGUUGCAGCGAGCGAUCUCGAUAACCUCAAGGCGACCGAGCUAAGACUAGGAUUGCCCGGGAGUGAUGCACCUGAGAAACCGGCACCAGCGAGCCCAAGGGGUAGCAAACGGGCACUCCUGGAGGCCAACGAGGAGCAUCGGCCGGGCAAGAGCAAGUCUUUGGAGGCUGACUCAAGGGACCAAGAAGCUCAACCUGUGGCUAAGGCACGAGUUGUUGGAUGGCCUCCAAUUCGAUCAUAUAGGAAGAACAGCUUCCAAGCAAGGAAGGCGGAGGUGGAGGCGGCCGGAUUGUUUGUGAAAGUUAGCAUGGAUGGAGCUCCUUACUUGAGAAAGAUCGAUCUCAAGUUGUGCAAGGGUUACCAGGAACUUAGAGAGGCCUUGGACAACAUGUUCAGAUGCUUUUCUAUAGGCGAGCUUUCAGGGAUGGAAGGAUGCGAUGGACCGAAGUAUGCCAUCACCUAUGAAGACAAAGAUGGCGACUGGAUGUUGGUAGGAGAUGUUCCAUGGGAGAUGUUCAUCUCCUCUUGCAAAAGGCUGAGAAUAAUGAGAGGAGCUGAAGCGAGGGGCACGCGAUCAAGUCCAUGACACCACUCCUACCUGCACAUAAGAAAUGAAGAGAUGGAAACAUCAAGACUCCCUUUUGCUUCGUUCUCCAAGUUCAUGAGAGUUUGUAAAUAAAAAACGAACACUCGGAGUUGGUCCUCCCGAGCGGAUAAAUCUCGUCAUUUCCCAACUCACAAAAUCAAAAAGAGAAACAAAAGAAAAAGUACAUGACAGCAUACCAAGUAGAUGGUCUUGGAGUUAUUUAUCUUGUAUUACUUUCUUUUUUGAUACGUUGUAUUACUUUCAUUUGGAUGUGAAAAACGGCACACAUAGAGAUGAAGGCCAUGCUCUCAUGCAUCUGUACAAAGAAAAUUACUUGUUUCUCAUCUGUGUAGAAAUUAGCAUGUAAUACAAGAGAAUCUAAGAUCAAUGAAACAUUUUGAACUUUCAAUGCCA